ACGAUUUUAAGGAGUGGAGCCUAGUACCACGACAACGGUACUGGUCCAUCACCUAGGGUACUGACGAGUAUAAGUUCGUUUGUUGUGAGCUGAGAACACGCAAUGACUCACGAAUGAGGUUGCAAGAUGUCGGUUAAGAAGGAGACGCCCCUGGCUAAUGCUGUCUUCUGGGCAGCUCGUAAGGGAAACUUGGCCUUGCUUCAGUUGCUGCUCAACAGUGGACGUGUGGAUGUUGACUGCAGAGACAGUAAUGGAACCACAGCGCUGAUGGUAGCCUCCUUCAGUGCCCACUAUGAUUGUGCCAGGGAGCUGAUCAUGCAGGGAGCAGACAUCAACCUGCAGAGAAAGACAGGCUCCACUGCUCUCUUCUUUGCUUCUCAGCAAGGACACAAUGAAAUUGUGAAGCUUCUUUUUGAGUUUGGUGCCUCUACUGAAUUACAGACUAAGGAUGGAGGCACAGCCCUCUCGGUUGCUUGUCAGUGUGGCCAUUCUAAGGUGGUGGAGACCCUGCUGAAGAAUGGAGCCAAUGUUCAUGACCAGCUGCAUGAUGGCGCCACCCCACUUUUCCUUGCUUCUCAAGGGGGUCACUUGACUGUAAUUCGUCAUCUGCUGUCCUCUGGAGCCAAAGUGAACCAUUCUAGGGAGGAUGGCACAGCACCUAUUUGGAUGGCAGCCCAGAUGGGACAUGAUGAUGUAGUAAAGGUUUUACUUCUGCGUGGUGCAGAUCGAGAUGCUUACAGAAAUGAUGGUUCUACUGCAUUAUUUAAAUCAGCUUUCAAAGGACACAAUAAUGUCAUUGAGGAGCUCCUGAAAUUCUCCCCUUCACUAGACCUUCUGAAGAAUGGCUCCACAGUCCUCCAUGCAGCUGUCACAGGUGGGAAUCCCAGUAGUGUAUCGCUUCUGCUCAGGGCCAAAGCAGAUCCAACAUUACCUAACAAGGACAAUAAGCUGCCAGCUGAUCUUACAAAGAGUGAAGACAUCCUGAUGGCCCUCCAUCAAAAAUCUUUAAAUGAUCAGUAAGAUACUCUCAAUAUGGAGUAAGACAUAACUGAAGUUCGGUAGAAGAAUACCACAUCUGAACUCUUCCCUUUCCCCUAAUCUCCUUCCGGAUAUAUACUCCUCAGUUUCUCCUGUCAUCGUGUUUACGUUCUUAUUUCGAAUGCUGAUGCUCCCUGCUACAAUCUACAAUGGAACAUUUCUGGAUUGGAUAUCUCCUACUUUGAUCACACCAGACCAUGGACAUCGUGGACAUACACCACUCUGAUGACGAGUUUUCCCUCCCAGCAGGAACGGCUAAUCCAGAGACCCUCCGAUGCAGGCGCAUCUCCGAGACGCCUUGUUCCGUUUCCAACCCAGCUCUGGGAUCCUCCGUUGCCCUGGGUAUCACGGCUCCCCCAGGCCCAUAGACUCUGGAAGUCAGCCGCCUCGCUCACCCCCUUCGCAAGAUUCCGAUGUCGCUCCCUCGGGUUCCGCGGUAGCAGGAUGCCCUGCUCCCAGAUCUCUUCCGGUUUGUCUUUCCCCUCUGCUCCACGACAUAAAGCUUCGCCAGCUCCACGGUCACCCAUCUCAGAACUUUUGCCCUACGCUCCCUUCCAACUGGACUGUCACAGAUCCCAAGGUGCGGCUGUUAGAAUUAUGCUUCAGUUCUACCCCACGCUGCAAAGGCUCCAGACGCCACAGCACCUCUCCCUUCAAGUGUCUCCUGCUUCUGAUGACAUCAUUGUGUCCAACGUCUUUCAGCGUAUUGUCCCCUCCCCCCUUCUCUAGUCCCCAGGCCCAGGCUCCUCACGCUGUUCUCUCCACACUCCCAGCCCUGUUCUCUGCCUUCAUCGCCUCCCUGGUCUCCCAACACCUCUGCGCCAAUGCUGGGCACCACCCUGGAUCGCUCUAAUUUCCCCCUGCCCUUCAAUCAUUCCCUUCCUGUGGCGUCCACUGGGCCCUACCCGGUUCCCCCCUCCCCUCUCUGUCUCCUCUUUCCCUGCCUGCAGGUGGUGCCCCUCCAAUGCUCCCCCCGACCUUGCGGCCAUCUCCUCUGCCGCAGCCCAGUCUGGUCCUGUCUCCCCGUGUUCCCCCCUUCCAGUCCAGAUCCUCCACCUGGAACCCUCCCGGCGCCAGGAACUAACAGCACCCACGUUUUUCUGACACUUUCUGAAUAUCUCAUUGUAAUAAAAGAGAAAAGACAAUGGUUGACCUGUCUUUACAUUACUUCACGUUCUCCACUGGAAGUCUGUCAGUGCCCCAUUCCUUGGCCAGUGGUUCAAAGAAUUGACAUGCCUAGUUCCUGAUAAAAAUUACUCAUAUAGUGUCAAAUAAAGCUUUGGAGUUAACUGAUAUUUGGGAUAUUUUUUCUUCCACAAACCAGUAAUUUACUAAAAGCUUUGGGCUUGGAAAACUAGUGUUGUAAAACGUAAUUUUCAUCAUAUUUUGUAUCAGGUCUCAUGUUGGUUAUAGAAAUGCAAUCCACAUAUACUUGUACCACAUUACAGCACAUGGUAAUGAAUUUUAUUAUUGGAAAUGUGAGGACUCAUAUUUACAUAUACCUCUUUUCAACUUAUCUUUUUGUUGUUUUGUUCAUAGGUUGUUUGUUGUGCUUGUCAUUUUUCUAUAGGGAUUCAGUGGGUGUGAAAAAGUGCAGUGCCGUUUCCGAAUGUCCUUGUUAGCGCUAAUAUUGUUUUGGAAGUCAACUACAUUCAAUGAGGAGAAUAUGUUGUUUCUUGUGUGACACUGCAUGUUAUUGUCUUGCAAGGCUACAACCAGGCCAUGUAAAUAAUAAAAUAUAAUUUCAAAUGAUAAAAUAAUUUAAGGAACUGUUAUAUGUGUAACAUGAGUUAUAUGUGUAACAUGAGUUAUCUUGAAUGCAAGUUAUCUUGAAUGGUGUUGCUAUGCAGUCUCCUACAGUAAAACAUAGGGCAGGUAAGCUGAUGUUUAUUCAUUACAUUUCUUAUGCAUGAUGUUUGCCAGUAAAGCAUUGUAAUUUCUGACAAGUUAUUCAUGUGUAUGCAUACUGCAGCCUACACAGUUACUACAACUAUCUGAAGUGCAAGGCAUCAUCAUGGAUGGAUAACUAAAUGUAAUAAUUAAAAGUGCUUUGAUGUCAGAAGACUCUGGAGCAGUUUGGGAUGUUGCCUAUCAGCUCUGCUAAAUAACAUCUUGAUCUGCAGUCGAAU
This is a messenger RNA of Osmerus eperlanus (European smelt), 3167 nucleotides long. RefSeq names its product ankyrin repeat domain 29 (gene ankrd29). The record is from RefSeq and is a predicted model, not a curated record. Bases 127 to 1020 code for a protein of 297 amino acids. Gene Ontology annotation, molecular function: protein binding. The transcript is spliced from 11 exons. NCBI's taxonomy places the organism in Eukaryota, Metazoa, Chordata, Actinopteri, Osmeriformes, Osmeridae.